Molecule: messenger RNA, 1574 nt
Organism: Paecilomyces variotii
Lineage: Eukaryota; Fungi; Ascomycota; Eurotiomycetes; Eurotiales; Thermoascaceae
Exons: 3
Coding region: 101-1411 (436 amino acids)
Source: RefSeq, a predicted model, not a curated record
CCGCGGCCCGUCACCCGCUCUCGUCAUCCAAGGCUCACCACGAGGCCCUACGCGAUAAGUAAAUACUAUCCAGAUCCGGUGAUAUAUAUCAGAACAACACAUGCCGCGAUACGACGACUUUCGUUCCUCGACCGGGAGUUUGGAUCCAGGAGGCGCCCGUUGGGAUGCUGAACGGUUUACUCGAGAGCGCCAGGAACGUGCGUACAAUGCGCGUGCCCCGCCAGUGGUAGACCGACCAUACGAUGCGCCAAGGCGUCGCAUGGAGGAUGAUUUCUUCGAAUCUCGCUUUGUCGAGGAGGACAGAUAUGGACCGCCAGCCAGACGGUUGGAUAGACACUACGACGAUGACCAUCUUGUCCGCCCCGCCGGACCUUUAGUUGCCUAUGACCGCCGCCAUGCAGAUGGUCCACUACCCCGUCCAGGCCUUUUGAGGCGGCAGUCCUCAUUAGACAGCUUCGACCGUCCUCCUCGAAAGUUUGAUGAAUACUACCGUGACAGCUAUCGUGUUCCGGUGACCCCAUUGAGACCACCCAGGCGUCCGUCUCCGCCCCGGUUUGCGGAGCGUGACUAUUACGAAGACGUUCGCAUUGCUGAUCCCGACCAUUACGGCGACGAGGAGUACAGGGAUAUCAGGGAGCGCGAGCGGACGGUAGAGCGGAGACGUCCUAGAAGCGACGAAACCCUGAGAGAAAGGAUGGUGAGAGAGGUCGAGAUCGAGAAGCCUUAUCCACGGAAGGGAAAGACACGCAUGCCGAGAAGACUUGUCCACACAAGAGCGAUCUUGGAGCUUGGUUAUCCAUUCAUAGAAGAAGGAGAUAUGAUCAUUAUCGAGAAGGCUCUGGCGAAAGAGCAGAUCGAUGAGGUAGUCAGUCUCAGCCGAGAGAUCAAGAGACGGACGGAGAUUCGCACUGUACGUACUUCUCCGUCACCGGUCCGUUCAAAGCGCAAGGAGAAGUUAGUCGAGAAGGUCGUGAUGGAAUCGGACUCGCCGCGGUCGAGCCAUGAGACGCUCAUCAUUGAGAGGUCGCCGUCGCGUCACCGAUCGCACUCCCGCGUCCGGAGCGAGCUGAUUGAAAAGCGCGAGGUCAGAGAGGCUUCCCGCCCUAGAUCUGUAUCCGUGCACCGCAGGCGGCGUCGAUCGUCGCCCAUGCGUGUCAUUGAGAAGGACGACGUUAUAAUAGACGACAAUCGCCAUCUUCAGGUGAUUGUGCCGGAACGUCACCGUCGGAGUGACCGCGACAUCCGCGCUGAGAUCGAGGCUCUAGAAGCGGAGCAGAAGGCCUUGCAACUGGAACGCCGCACCCGGGAUGUUGCGCUAAUCCGGGAUACCGAGAUCAGCGACCGUGAAGAGGUCUUGGAGGUGAAGAGAGAUCGUAGAGGUAGGAUGAGUCUGGUCCGACAUAAACGGUGAUUUAUCGAUCGAGACCUAAUGAUACCCUUGUGAUAUAGCACCUAGUGCGAGACUUAUACGGGCGAUGCUGGCGACGGUCACUUGAUUUGUCCUUGAGUUGUCCCUGAACCGCCAGUCUGCACUUCGACGAUUCGAAUGAGACCCACGCCUUUUAUUACCUAUU